CCAUCACAUUUUCCGCACUUCUCUGCCAUUCUCGUCGCCACUUAGGAUUAGAGUCCAAUAAUUAAUUAAUUUCAACAAAAUUAAUAAUGGAGGGGUGUUGGGAGGGGUGUGGUGGCGGCGGCGGCGGCGAGGCGCAGAAGCCGGUGCCGGCGCCGUUCCUGACGAAGACGUACCAGCUGGUGGACGACCCCGCCACCGACCACGUCGUCUCGUGGGGGGACGACGACGGCGACGGCGGCGGCGGCGGCCGUGCACACACGUUCGUGGUGUGGCGGCCGCCCGAGUUCGCCCGCGACCUACUCCCAAACUACUUCAAGCACAACAACUUCUCCUCCUUCGUGCGCCAGCUCAACACCUACGGCUUUCGUAAGGUGGUGCCGGAGAGGUGGGAGUUCGCGAACGAGUUCUUCCGGAAGGGCCAGAAGCACCUCCUCUGCGAGAUCCAACGCCGCAAGGCCACCACCUCCGCCUCCACCUCUUCUCCUUCCUCCCCUCUCCAUUUCCCUCCCCUCUUCGCCACCCUCGACCACCACCACCACCACCACCACCUCCAUCAUCAUCAUCAUCAUCACCAUCAUGAUCGUCGUUACAAUCAUAUCAACCAUCCCCCUCGCCUCCUCUCCCUCCCCGCCUCCCCCGCAGGCGAUAGCGGAGGCACCGGCUCCGCCGACGCCGCGACGACGCUGAUGGCGGAGAACGAGAGGCUGCGGCGCAGCAACGCGGCUCUGCUGUCGGAGCUGGCGCACAUGAAGCGGCUCUACAACGACAUCAUCUACUUCGUGCAGAACCACGUCCAACCCGUAGCCCCGAGCUUCACCGCAUCACCGCCGCCGCGGCCGCCGCCGCUGCGCCGCAGCCGGGAGCCCGAGCUCGCUGCCGUGAACUCCGGGAGCGCGACGUCGAGCAGCUCGUUGACCGUCGCCGAGGAGCCGUCCCCGACGACUCCUCCCGCGGCGCGGCGGCUGAGGCUGUUCGGGGUCGCGCUGAAGUGCGGCUCGGCGCUGCACCGCGACGAGCCCGGCUCUCCUGCGGCGCGCCAGGAAGCGGCCGGUUUCGAUACGAUUGCGUCGUCUCCACCCACUUGUUAGUGUUGAAUUUGUUCUCUCCUCGAUCCGCUUCAUUCAAAAGCGAUUUUGCAUGCAUGCAUGCAUGCAUGCGU
Molecule: messenger RNA, 1159 nt
Organism: Ananas comosus (pineapple)
Lineage: Eukaryota; Viridiplantae; Streptophyta; Magnoliopsida; Poales; Bromeliaceae
Product: heat stress transcription factor B-4c-like
Exons: 2
Coding region: 87-1088 (333 amino acids)
Biological process (GO): regulation of transcription by RNA polymerase II
Cellular component (GO): nucleus
Molecular function (GO): DNA-binding transcription factor activity; RNA polymerase II cis-regulatory region sequence-specific DNA binding
Source: RefSeq, a predicted model, not a curated record